Messenger RNA from Ipomoea triloba (trilobed morning glory), 1854 nucleotides. Its product is annotated as proline-rich protein LAS17-like. Bases 1 to 1854 code for a protein of 617 amino acids. The record is from RefSeq and is a predicted model, not a curated record. The transcript has a single exon. Lineage: Eukaryota; Viridiplantae; Streptophyta; Magnoliopsida; Solanales; Convolvulaceae.
AUGGAACAUGAUGGAGACUCCCCGCCUUACUGGACCCAACCCCCCACCUCGCCCUUCCGCCAACGCCGCCGUCAACCACCGUCUCCUAUCAUCAAUCCGGUGGUGCUUAUCCUACUCGUUCCCAUCCUUGCUAUCCUCGUUAUAUUCUUUCUAGUCCCUCCCUUUCUUUCGCAUACGACGCAUUUUCUUAGGCCCGGUUCCGUUAAGAAGAGCUGGGAUUCACUAAACAUAUUGCUGGUAGUUUUUGCUAUUCUUUGUGGUGUUUUUGCACGGAGGAACGACGACGUUUCAGCCGCCGACAGCGCAGGCGUUGAGCGGGAUGUUCCGAGAGUUUCUGCGGUUGAAUAUUCUGGUCGGAAAGUGUAUGAUUCCGGUCAAACCGGGGUGCCGGAAACUGGCAAUAGCCGGCUACGGAGGAGCAGUAGUUCGUAUCCGGAUCUGAGGCAAGUGCAGGGGUGGGAAACCGGCGAGAAUCGGUACCGGUUUUUUGAUGAUUUUGAAGUGAAUUUGUAUCGAUCGGCGGCGGCGGAGUACGAUCGCCACCGUCAACGCCGGAGUGAAGUGGAGAGAGAGGAGACUGGUAUUAAAGUGAUCCCUGUGGAUACGGUUGAAAUUCGCAGUUCUCCUCUUCCGCCUGCCUCGCCGUCGCCACCGCCUCCACCUCCGCCGCCACCGCCAAGGACGAGGUUGAAACGGAGAAGAUCCCUGCAUAUUGUUCCGCGGAAGGAAAAAGUUGAAAAGCAGAGUAAUGAAAGAGCAGAGGAGUUUGUUGAAAGCCGGCCCCCUGCUCCUCCUCUUCCCACGCCACCGGCACCGCCACCUCCACCUCCGCCGCCGCCGUCCACCGUGGCAAUGCCAAUCCCGAUAAGAUCAGAGGAAAAUAUACGGAAACUUCAUAGAAAAAAGAGCGGCGCGACGAAGGAAAUAGCAACCGCUAUAGCUUCUCUAUACAACCAGACGAAAAGGAAAAAGAGAACAAAAACAAAAAGCAUCUACGAGAGCGCUUCUGAUGACUCUCCGCCGUCGAGUUCACCUAUACCGCCACAAACGCCUCCUCCACCACCACCUCCGCCUCCUCCGCCGUCCAAGGUUUUUCAGAACCUAUUCAAAAAGAGCAGCAAAAGUAAACGCGUGCAUUCUGUUUCUUCAAUAGCUGUUCCCUCGCCACCUCCUCCUCCUCCACCGCCUCCACCAAAAUCAAUUUUCAAUAAUUUAUUCAAAACAGGAAGCAUAAGCAAGCGUUUUAGCCAUUCAUCAUCAACUCCUCCACCACCUCCUCCCCCGCCUCCGCCUUCUUCAAUUCUCAAUUCUAUAUUAAAAACUGGAAACAACAAAAGCAGGCGAUUCAAAUCAGUAAACUCAACUUCAACUUCAACUUCAUCUCCUCCUCCCCCACCUCCUCCACCACCAUCAACACAAGCAUUAUCAAGUCGCAAAACUUCAUCUGAACCACUACAUCGCCCUUCAUCCGCCGCCAGAAAACCGCCAAUCUCGUCGAGAACUACAAGGAACUACUACGACGAGAAUUUGAAUAGCGGCGCGCAAUCGCCAUUAAUACCGAAGCCUCCGCCGCUGCCGCCGUUUAGAAUGCCGGAAAACAAAUUCGUGGCUCGCGGAGACUUCGUUCGAAUCCGGAGCAACCACAGCUCCCGGUGUAGCUCACCGGAGAUCGAAGACGUCGAUGUAAUGUCAGUGAAAUCGGAGCAGACCGACGGUGAGGAUGCAAUCGGACCGCCGGUUUAUUGCCCUAGUCCGGACGUUAACUCGAAAGCGGAUAAAUUCAUCGCCCGGCUCAGGGACGAGUGGCGGUUGGAGAAAAUGAAUUCGUUGCGGGAAAAGCGAAAGUUGGUGUGA